AGUUGCUAUUUAGAAUCGUAAAAAACACGGAACAACCUAGCCUAGGCCUAGGCUCCUACCUCUACGGAACAAAUGGUUCAGGCAAAUAACGAUUCAAUUAUUUAGAUUGGAGAUUGUGUUGCUCCAGCUGCUGCUGACGAUGGAGAGGCAAAUGAAGACUUCUACUCUCGCUUUGUUGUUAGGUUGCCUCUGUGGCUUCUGCCUCUGCUCGGAGCAAGUUCCCAGUUUCAGACUGGAAGCCAGCCAGCUGGUGUUUGUGGUUCUGUCGCAGCCCAACGACUACCACGUGCGGCAAGCGGAGCAGUUCAAGAAACACUUUGAGGAGCAGCUGACAGACGUUCACCAGACUGACGGACAAGUACAAAGGUCGUCCCUACAGCUGGGUGUGUGUCUGUGAGGAGGACACGCGUGUCAACCUGGCUCGCCUCACCGCGCUGCUGCAGCGAUAUGAUUCCUCCAAGGAUGGUGUUCAGUCAGCCGGCCAUCCGCUUGCUCUCGGAGCGCUGUGGAUGCUACUCGGAUGAUUCUCCGGAUGACAUGACCUUGGGAAGGUGCCUGAAGUCUAUUGGCAUACCCUCGACGCACAGUCGUUACUUUCACCAGGCGCGCCCAGAUGACUACAGCCCCAAUUACCUGGCCAAUCAACUCCCCGUCUCCUUCCACAAGCACUGGAACAACGACCCCUACAAGGUCUACGCUGACCUGGUCGCUGAGGUCACCGAGGUCGCCGGGGUCACGGAGGUCGCAGAGGAGGAAGUGGAGGUGGAGGCACAGAGGGAGGAGUCCGGCAAGAGGAUGACAGAAACCUGGCAGAGUGAUGGAGGAGGGGAGGGGAGUGAUGGAGGAGGAGAGGGGAGUGAUGGAGGAGGAGAGGGGAGUGAAGGAGGAGGGGAGGAGAGUGAAGGACGGGACGAGUUGUGACGCAGAUGCAUCAUAUGUGCGUGCAAAACCUGUGUGAUGUUGUUGUUGUGGUUGUUGAUGUUGUUGUGGUUGUUGUUGUUGUGGUUGUUGAUGUUGUUGUGGUUGUUGUUGCUGUUGUUGUGGUUGUUGUUGUUGUGGUUGCUGUUCUGCUUCCUAUAUGGCUGUACAGGUGUACAUGGUGUACAGUUUGACCAAAAAUCCCCAACCACUCAUGGUAUGUAUCUGUGUGCGUAUAUUUCUUGUAUUUCUAUGUCACUAUUAUGUAUUAUGUAACCUAACGUCUGUCAGUAUUCCUGCCCGUCAUUUCAUUCUUGUGAAUAUCUUCUUAUCGUGUAUCUGGCCACUUCUCCAAACGGGAUGUACCGAUAUGGCGGAAGUUGAGAGUUUGUUGAUCUAUUUGUCACCGCAGAGCUUUUUUGAUAAGCUUGUGUGAAGUUUUCAACCUGGUCUGUGUAUGACUUGUGUGAGCUGGGACAUAGUCCUUGAUGAAUGGGACACUUGUGGCUAUGUCUGGGACAUAGUCCUUGAUGAAUGGGACACUUGUGGCUAUAUAUAUAUAUCAUGUGUCUGGGACAUAGUCCUUGAUGAAUGGGGCACUUGUGGCUAUAUAUAUAUAUAUAUAUCAUGUGUCUGGGACAUAGUCCUUGAUGAAUGGGACACUUGUGACUAUAUAUAUAUAUAUCAUGUGU
Molecule: messenger RNA, 1610 nt
Organism: Aplysia californica (California sea hare)
Lineage: Eukaryota; Metazoa; Mollusca; Gastropoda; Aplysiida; Aplysiidae
Product: beta-1,3-glucosyltransferase
Cellular component (GO): membrane
Molecular function (GO): acetylglucosaminyltransferase activity
Source: RefSeq, a predicted model, not a curated record